UUUCCCGAGUGUCCGCAAAUGCAGCACUGGUCCAGGAUGAGUUCAGGCACCAUGCUGCCAUUAAAACACCCAAAACAGAAAUAAUGAUGGCCACAAAUAACGUGGUUAUUGAAGCCCAAAAGCUGGAGUCCUGUGGGGCAGCAGGGAAUGGAGACAGCUCUAUUCAAGUCAAGAUAUUACAGGUCCCAGCCAAAUGUGGACCAAUCCCUGCUGUGCAACCUCCACCCACAGCUGCAGGUGUCUCCAAAGGUGUUUCUGUCUCUGCCCCACCUAAAGUCAUCCCAGUUGGCCAUGUCUACCAACCUACCUCCUCUACAGUUACAGUCUCAGGGCGUCACACUUCCUGUCCCUCUGUCAUGGUGGUAGCAAAGGUGGCCACCACAGGAGGAGUGUGCGCUAACGGCCACCCACAUGUAGAAAAACCAGCCUUGAGCCAGGUGGCCUCUAUGAACCAGACCACAACCCCAGGAAGGACAGUGGUGAUAACCGUACCAAGGGCAGCAGGUCCACAGACGGUCACUGUGGCCCCUCGGCUGCCACAGACUGCCUCCCCACAGCUCCCAGCCAAUAUUCAGAUACCACCAGGUAUGAUGUUGAUCCGCAGUGACAGUGGUCAGCUGAUGCUCGUAUCCCAGCAGGCUUUGGCACAGGCUCAGCAGGCACCAAGAGGUGUCGGCAGUCAAGCACCGAGAAUACUGGUCCCACAGGUAUCUGCAGCAGCUGGAAAUAAAAGUCAUGAGAAGGUGACCGUGAUCAGGAUGGCAGCCCCUCCCAGUUUCCACCCAGCACCAGUCCAGAAGACCGCUGUGGUCAAGGUGAUUGGUGUGACUCCCAAACCAGCUGUAGUCCAGACCCUCAGUGCUGUGUCUGAACGGGGCAGCCAGCCUCGCAUUCACGCAGUCGUCACAGAACCCAAAAAGGAGACACCAACCGCUGUUAGUCAGGCGACCCUGGAAAGUGUGAAGAAGUGCAAGAACUUCCUGGUGACUCUGAUCAAGCUGGCCUCCAGUGACUCCAGGUCUGCCAACAUGGCUAACAACGUCAGAGGACUGGUCAGAAGUCUGCUGGAAGGGAAGCUAGAAGCGGAGGAGUUUACAGACCAGCUUUAUCGUGAGUUGAAGUCCACUCCACAGCCCUGCUUGGUGCCUUUCCUCAAGAAAAGCCUUCCUGCAGUGCGUCGCCUCACUGCAGACCCCCAGUUAUUCAUCCAACAGGCUUCAACUUCUACCAGCAACCUCAUGAAGCAGUGCAGCACUGUCACAGGACAGAACGUCAGCACCAGCCAGCAGGUUAUCCAGCAGCCUCCAGGAGUGACUCUGAGACCGGGUAUGACGACAUUAGUCCAGUCCAGAAAUUACAUAUUGAAGAGCAGCAGACCCAUCCCCAAACACACAGUGGUCCAGUCAGGAAAGCCCUUUGCAGGAACCUUUUCAUUGAAGCAGCCUUUCACCCAGGAGCCACCUCGUUCCACCAGAUUUGCAUUCAAGGACAGUUCAGGAUCAUACAAAGAGGAGGAUGACAUUAACGAUGUAGCCUCCAUGGCUGGAGUCAACCUGAGAGAGGAGAAUGCACAGAUCUUGACCACGGUGGUUGGCUCUGUGGUGCAGUCGUGCCAGGAUCAGCCUUUCCUCACACCGAACCCAGUGCUGCACCGAAUCCUCCGUACAGGACAGGCAUUGGGAGUAACGGAUGUCGGUCCAGAGGUGGUGGCUCUGGUGUCUCAUGCCACUCAGGAGUGUCUCCGUGGGCUGCUGGAGAAGCUCACUGUGAUGGCAGAACACCGCAAGGCGGCCCUGAAGGAGGACUUGUGGCAUGCCAAAGUGAGUGAUGUGCGAUCCCAGCUUCGCUUCCUGGAGGAAGUGGAGAGUUUGAGUCGCUCACACACUGAGGAUCCACUGCAUCAGCAGCUCAAGCAAAGAGCCAAAGAG
Messenger RNA from Anarrhichthys ocellatus (wolf-eel), 1928 nucleotides. RefSeq names its product transcription initiation factor TFIID subunit 4-like. NCBI's taxonomy places the organism in Eukaryota, Metazoa, Chordata, Actinopteri, Perciformes, Anarhichadidae. The transcript is spliced from 14 exons. Gene Ontology annotation, biological process: DNA-templated transcription; transcription initiation at RNA polymerase II promoter. The annotation marks the transcript as partial. Gene Ontology annotation, molecular function: protein heterodimerization activity; DNA binding; RNA polymerase II general transcription initiation factor activity. The record is from RefSeq and is a predicted model, not a curated record. Gene Ontology annotation, cellular component: transcription factor TFIID complex.